UGCUCUGGCCAUCCUGGUGUGCAUUCAUCUGUCAACUGCAAUGGGAUUCAACCAAGUGAGGGAUGGUCUGCUACGGCUGCUUUUGGCAGUUCAUAUAACAACAGCACAAUGGACAAGUUUGGAGAAUAUUAAAUUAAGCAACCCAGGACAGCCUCCACUGCAAAUGAAUCCUGGUUUAACUCCUCAAUGGCUGCAAAGUGCUUCCCAAGCUGGAAGCCCUGGAUAUCCUUCAGCUGACCAAACGCAGCAAGUAAUCCAGCAUCAAGUUAAGAAGCUGAAUUGGACUUUUCCUGCAGUGCCCCAAAUCCCAAUGCCACCACCUCUAGUGCAUGUUGACAGAUAUGCUGAUCCUAUUCCUGCCCAAGGUGUGACGGUGAGAUGUAACGAGACUUCAGUGUAUGUCGAGGUGAGCAAAGACGUGCUUGGAAUUGAUCCAACCUUCACAAUGGCUUCACUCACACUUGGAGGCUGUACACCCAAAAGCAUGGAUGCUCCUUCUCAAGUCCUUAUCUAUGAGUCUCCAUUGUAUGGCUGCAAAAGCAGAUUAACUGUGACUUCAGAUGAGCUGGUGUAUAUUUUUACUCUUGGUAUGUCUCCAGUACCAAUCCGUGGUACUCCCAUUCUUAGGAGAGCUGGUACAAGGGUUUUCAUUCAGUGUCACUAUCCAAGAUUCCACAAUGUGAGUAGCAGUGGUCUUGUACCUGCUUGGCUUCCAUAUGCUUCUGCCCAGGCUGCUCAGGAACUUCUUGUCUUCACCUUGAGGCUGAUGACUGAUGACUGGCUAGCUGAACGAACAUCCAACCAGUACUACCUGGGUGAGCUUAUAAACAUUGAGGCGUCUGUACUGCAGUUCCACCAUGUCCCUCUGCGUGUCCUUGUAGAUGGCUGUGUGGCUACUACAGUCCCUGACAUAAAUGCUGUCCCCAGAUAUUUCUUCAUUGAAAAUUUUGGGUGUCUGGUUGAUGCCAGGCUAACUCAGUCCAGUUCCCAGUUCAUGCCCCAAACUCAAGCAAACAAGCUGAGGUUUCAGUUGGAAGCUUUUGGAUUUCAACAAGGGAACAGUAGCCUGGUCUACAUCACUUGCAUCUUGAAGGCAACAGCUGCUUCUUCCCCUGCUGAUGCUGAGCACAAGGCGUGUUCCUUUUCAGACAAUAGAUGGAGUGCUGCAUAUGGUGCUGACCAGGUGUGCAGUUGUUGCAGUAGCAGCUGUGGUUCAAGGAAGGGACGAGAUCUGUCAAAGCGAGGCAUGCAGCUGAAGAGAGAAGUCAACCUUGGCCCAAUUGUGGUUGUGGAAAAUGUUUGGUAAUCAUGCCUUUGUCUAAAUAAAGCAUUUUAUAACUUCUGA
Messenger RNA from Silurus meridionalis, 1345 nucleotides. RefSeq names its product zona pellucida sperm-binding protein 3-like. The record is from RefSeq and is a predicted model, not a curated record. Lineage: Eukaryota; Metazoa; Chordata; Actinopteri; Siluriformes; Siluridae. Gene Ontology annotation, cellular component: extracellular matrix. The transcript has 8 exons. Gene Ontology annotation, biological process: egg coat formation; positive regulation of acrosome reaction; binding of sperm to zona pellucida. Bases 41 to 1306 code for a protein of 421 amino acids. Gene Ontology annotation, molecular function: acrosin binding.